Exophiala oligosperma is the source of this 1373-nucleotide messenger RNA. RefSeq lists its product as uncharacterized. Lineage: Eukaryota; Fungi; Ascomycota; Eurotiomycetes; Chaetothyriales; Herpotrichiellaceae. The transcript has a single exon. The coding region runs from base 1 to 1233 and encodes 410 amino acids. The record is from RefSeq and is a predicted model, not a curated record.
AUGAAAUACCACGUAUUCCAGCAUCUUGUGCUCUCAAGCUUCCUGGCAAAUUCCGCUUUCUCCCAAGCCUCGAAUGGUACUGCCAACAAUUCCAUCGUCUCUAUCCCACCAAGCGACACUGUUCUCUUGCCGGCGACGUUCUCGAGCAACUACUCGCUCUCAUUCGUCGACACCGUCCUCCCCCCUUCAUCUGGGGUCCACGCUUCACUUGCCCAGGCCGAAAAUGCGACCUUCAUCUCAUACUCUAAGGCGUUCCUGAACCUGGUCGGCGACUCUCCUUCUGUCCGCCUUAUCGCCGGACCACUCGAGGCAGAAUUUGCCUACGAAGCGGGUGUCUAUGUUCCAGACCUGAACAGCGUGUGGUUCACCGGGUCUGACCCCAAAGAGACCGGCCUGACUUCCUUUCAGUCCCCCCGUAUUGUGCUCAACAUCAACUUGACCAGCAAUGAAGUCACCGUGCCGAAUCUGACAGAACCAGUGCUUGUUGCCAACGGCGGGACAUACCAUAACGGCAAAGUGUACAUUUGCCACUGGGGAAAUUACACCUACGCCGGCGGUAUCUUGGCCAUCGAUCCCAAGACUGGCAAGACCACAACAGUCGUCAACUCCUUCUUCGGUCUGCGCUUGAACGGCCCAGAUGAUAUAGCGUGGACCACCGGACCAGACAACUCGUCCGACCCCGUCAUGUUCUUCACCGACGUCGACUAUAGCGCCCAGCUCAACUUUACCGGCCCAGCUCAGCUUCCCAACGCAAUCUGGCGCUUCGAUCCGACAUACAACUCCCUUCAGCCGGUUAUCUCACGCGCAGAGAUCAACUCACCCAAUGGUGUGGCCGUGUCUCCUGACGGGAAGAAACUCUACGUGACAGACUCACCUGUCUCGAACCUCCAGGGCCAUGGACCUGGAAAUACCACUGGGUCGGCUGCGGUGUUUGUCUGGGACCUUGACGAGACGAUCACUCCUGUGAACAAACGUCUCUUCUCGAUCGCGAGGACCGGCGUGCCAGAUGGUAUCAAGGUUGAUGCUAAAGGAAGAGUGUGGACAGCUGAAACUGAAGGUAUCGUGUGUCGGGAUGCAAAUGGACGGGUGCUCGGUCUCAUCAAUGCAAAGACGCUCGACAAGACAGAUGUGCCGAUUGCGAAUUUCGCUCUCGCAGGGAACAAGAUCAUCGUGUUGGCCAUCGAUCAGAUCUGGGAGGUGACAGUCAAGGAAGAAUUGAGCUGGAUCGUAUAGAGUGACUAGCUGGAAUAGAAAACUAUGGCCCCGAAAUACUGCUACAGACCUGUUGAGGACCUACCUGGUAGAUGGCUGAGAAUGAUGAUAUCAGAGCAUAGCAGGGUAGACUCGAAUGAGAAGAGCUUCCACUGGACUGC